This is a messenger RNA of Oncorhynchus tshawytscha (Chinook salmon), 2207 nucleotides long. RefSeq names its product P2Y purinoceptor 13. Gene Ontology annotation, biological process: negative regulation of adenylate cyclase activity; G protein-coupled receptor signaling pathway. Gene Ontology annotation, cellular component: membrane. Bases 479 to 1519 code for a protein of 346 amino acids. Gene Ontology annotation, molecular function: G protein-coupled purinergic nucleotide receptor activity. Lineage: Eukaryota; Metazoa; Chordata; Actinopteri; Salmoniformes; Salmonidae. The record is from RefSeq and is a predicted model, not a curated record. The transcript has 5 exons.
GGGGCCCGGAGGUCUCUUAAGAUAUCAGUCAGGCAGUGAGUCCUGAUUGCUGCUUCGCCGCUCAACACCUAGUGAAACUGAUGUACACUGGCACCCGGGAGACUGGCAUCCAACCUCUCAGUGGACCAUUAAACAGGAAGAGAGGAGAGACCGACUCAUUCACACAGCGUAAGACUGGCAAAGUCCUUGGGAUUGCGACAAGAAAACCACCUACCUCUAUAAAGAGAACACCCGUACAAAAAGAGCAUCACAAACUGUACAGUACACUCAAAUAGACCGUUUUGUUGGUAGGUGUGGAAAGAUUUGAAGGAAAAACAGCUGAAUUCGGGAUAUUUCCUCUUCUUCAUAUAGAACGAAGACUGUUCAUCAUAUUGUCUGAUCCAGUGACUUUCUUUCCAAAAAUCAAAGCUUCAUUUAAAGGAGGAAAGGAAAACAACUUGACUGAGCGCUUUCAGAUAAAAUACUUCUGGGCGUGAGGAUGAAUGGCAGCCAAUCAAACCUGUCUCUGAAGUGUGUACGUGACACCAGUGUGACGGCGGUGGUCUUCCCCUGUCUCUACAGCGCCCUCUUCCUGUUUGCGCUGGUACUCAACUGCCUGGCUGCAUGGAUCUUCUUCAACAUCCGUAGCACCACCACCUUCGUGGUCUACCUGAAGAACGUGGUGGUGGCAGACCUGCUGAUGACCCUGUCCAUCCCGGUGAAGGUCCUCACGGACACAGACGUGGGCUCCUGGCGUCUGCGUGCGUUCUACUGUCGCUACUCCGCCGUCCUCUUCUACACCACCAUGUACAUCAGCAUCCUGCUCCUGGGGCUCAUCAGCCUGGACCGCUACCUCAAGAUAGUCAGGCCCUUUGGGAAGUGCGCCCUCCAGAGGGUCGGGGUGGGACAGGCCUUGAGUGUGGCCAUCUGGGCUGUGAUGGUGUCUCUGGCUCUGCCCAAUACCAUUCUGAGUGACCUUACACCGUCGGGUUCUCCUGGUCGGCUGAAGUGUACCUCUCUAAAGGGUCAGGCCGGUAUGCUGUGGCACGAGGGCUUCAACUACUUCUGCCAGGUGGUGUUUUGGGGAACACUGGCUCUGAUGCUGUUGUGUUAUACUUUCAUCAGUCGUAAGGUCUACGAGUCCUACAAAGCCUCACGUAGUGGCUCCAACGCGGCCAGCCGCAGGACCAAAGCCAAAGUCUUUGUGGUGGUGGUGGUGUUUUUCGUUUGUUUCGCCCCUUUUCAUUUCGCCAGAGUGCCCUACACUCUUACCCAAACCCGAAAAACAGCCAACCACUGCUGGGCGCAGAACGCGCUCUACGUUGCCAAGGAGACCACUCUCUGGCUCUGUGCCACUAACGUGUGUCUAGACCCGUUGAUCUAUGUGUUCCUGUGCAGGGUGUUCCGGAAAAGAUUGACAGACAUGCUCAAUCGCAAGCCCCACCCCCAGGGUGCUUUGGAGUCGCCCACAGCAACCUCUACACAUUUGGAGAUGUCACAGAUGGUGAAUAACAGAAUGCUGGAUGUCAGCUUGGCCUAGAAGCACAACAAUGUACAUUUUUUUGUAGUUUAUUUCCCCCCAGCCUGUUGAAUUGUAGAUGUAACUUGGCCUGAUGUUGACCAGAGUAAAUCCUUCAAAACAUUCUUUGGAUAAGUGGCUCUUUUGACUAAGACAAUGUGGCAGGUCUAAUAGGCUAUAAACAGCAGUGUUCCCACAUCACCUCUGUGAUAGCCCAUUGUGUUGAAGAGCAUUCUGAAACAUAAUGGCUAGUGUGACAUUAGAUAACCAAACUGCCUCGGGAGUUUUUCCAAAUAUCAUGUUAAAAAUCAUCCACAAGAGACAAUCCAGGCGAAUGUGUCCGUCAAGUCAUUGUCUUUUUCCUCAGCGUAGCUUACUGUCGAGCUCUCACUUCCCUUUCUCUAAUCUUCUCCUAACUGUACCUUCCUUCUUCAUUCAUUUCACCAGAAAGGAAAACAACUUGACUGAGCGCUUUCAGAUAAAAGUGAGUGUGACAAUUACAUGCAUGAAAAAAUAUAAUGUUCUUUGUGUGUAUCGUAUGGGGCGAUAGUCACAUGAGAUAAAAUACAUUUACAAUGUACAUGUUGUACAAAAGCACAUUAUCACACACACACACGACACACACAUCUCAUGCAAAGUCCAAUCUGUACACAUAUACUGAAGGGGAAGAAUGGUUGGUUUAAUAAAGAUUCAAAGUUUCGUUUGAGAA